AUGAAUGAACAAUUCUGCAUUGCGAAGCUUGGUGAUUUUGUACAACUUGUAAACUUUCAAAAAGCUUUCAUGCUGGUUUUCUGUCUUUUAAACUUCGUGUUUUCCUUAGUGGCGACGCUUGGGAAUAUGUUACUUAUUCGUGCCCUUGUAAAGGCCUCAUCGAUACCAAUCAUCGUCAAGAAGCUGUUCCUAAAUCUGGCUAUUUCUGAUCUUGCUGUAGGAUUGUUGGUGCAGCUAAUGGCGGGUAUCAUCUCUGCUGUGAUGUUGAAUAUGGCAUCAAAAGGAGACUACAACUUGACGCCAUUCUGUCCAGUAGUUUUAAAUGUUUAUAGCUAUGUUUUGUUCCUUCUCGGCACUACAUCUUUCCUAACUGUCACUACUAUUGCUAUUGACAGACUUUUCGCCAUUUCUCUCCACCUGCGAUAUCAGGAGCUUAUCACACCCAAACGUGUUACCAUAGUGUUGAUAUCUUUAUGGUUAAUAAGUUGUAUCACUGCCUUCAUAUACAUUCUCCUUCCGGAAAGCAAUGAAAUGUCAGCUGCGGUUAUUUCACUGAUAGGAUAUGUUCUGACAACAGUGGCUUAUGUUCGUAUUUACAAAGUUGUCAAAUAUCACCAGAAUCAGAUAUACAGUCAAAAUCAGCUUCAAGUUGAACAAAAAAGGGAGGAAAUCCGACAAAAGAAGUCCGCCUAUAACGCUUUAUUUGUCUAUCUUGUUUUUCUAGCUUGUUAUCUUCCUUUUUUGCCUUCUACAAUCUUGUAUUUGACAAAUACUUCUGAAAUUUCGUUCAUCGUAGCUCAAAGUGUGUCGAUAUUCUUGAUUUGCCUGAAUUCAUCAUUAAAUCCCUUCCUUUAUUGCUGGCGGUACCGAGAGAUUCGCGAAAAUGUUAAAAACACAGUGAAAAAAUUAUUUUCCAUGGACGAGAACAUGACAUAA
Porites lobata is the source of this 936-nucleotide messenger RNA. NCBI's taxonomy places the organism in Eukaryota, Metazoa, Cnidaria, Anthozoa, Scleractinia, Poritidae. The record is from the annotation of a GenBank genome assembly.